AUUAAGAAACAAACUAAAACAAAAACAAAAAAACAAAAACAAUUCAAGAUUAAAAAAACGAAUUAUUAUAGGUUAGUUAUAUAACUUAAUCAAUUACAUUAAAACCGUUUUCAUAUAGGCUUAAAGAUUAACAACUAAUAAAAAUGGAGUGUAGACAUUGCCUGCCUGUAUGUUUAAUUAUGAUGUUAAUGUAACCUUAAUGUGAGAUUCUUGUUUUUGUUUGAUUCUGCUUGUCUUUUUACUUCUUCAUCCACACAGAGAGAAAUAUAUAAAUAUAGAGAAUCAGGCACUAUGUUCAUUAUAGUAGAAUUAUUAAUCAAACGCGUGCUUUUACUUUGAAAUCAAAGACCGGAACUCCUUUCCGUGUGCUCUCGUGCUCACUUGACGUUGGUGCGCAUCUCACCGACCGGGAAUACCGAUUUGUGAACAUCUCGGCCUGUUUCCCGCUGCACCGUGAAGCCGUGUUAAUGCAGGCGGAGCGGGGAGGUGGUGGUGGCGGGGUUCAUGUGACAGAUCCUCGGUCAGUGUGAUGACAGACGGAGAUGGAGAUCAUCCAGGAGGAGCCGUGUUUGUUUGGUAUGGCGAUAUGAAGCAGGGGGUGGAGAGCCGCCACAGAGACGCUGGGCUCCGGCCAAACAUCACCGCAUUUUAGCACCUAUUCGAUGCUCGGGAUUUGCAUUGAAUUGCAUUUACUGCAUCGCUGAUCGGCCUCUUGUUUUCUGCAAGGUGCAUGGUGGAAAAUGCAGCCCGUUUGAGGACACCCUCCCACCAGAUAUUCACUGCUGCCAUGACAGGCAGAGGUCUCCUCUCGACCGCGGCUCGGCCGGCUGGGGAAGAGGCGGAUUGAUUCGGAACGGUGGGCUCUCAUCUGCGGAUGUUAUUGUGUCUGUGGAGCCUGAAAACAUCAUCCGCGCGAACGCACCGUGAAUCUUACUCAGGGAAAAAAGGCAAGAAAACAACAUGUCCUCUCGAUCUGCAUUACCGUCUGGAAACGACAGGAGUACUGGAGACCAUCAUGUGUCACUGGGGUCCAGCCGGGCAGACAAGGCCACCAGCCAGUCCAGCCGCUCGCUGGGGGCCCGGUGCAGAAACUCCAUCGCCUCCUGCUCCGACGAGCAGCCGCACAUCGGCAACUACCGCCUGCUCAAGACCAUCGGGAAGGGAAACUUCGCCAAGGUCAAGCUGGCCCGCCACGUCCUGACGGGCAAGGAGGUUGCAAUAAAAAUCAUUGACAAAACUCAGUUGAACCCAACCAGCCUACAAAAGCUCUUUCGGGAGGUGAGAAUAAUGAAAGGCUUGAAUCACCCUAACAUAGUGCAGCUGUUCGAGGUGAUUGAGACUGAUAAGACCCUUUACCUAAUCAUGGAGUACGCCAGUGGGGGUGAAGUGUUCGACUACCUCGUGUCUCAUGGGAGAAUGAAGGAGGUGGAAGCCAGAGCCAAAUUUCGACAGAUUGUUUCCGCUGUCCACUACUGCCACACGAAGAACAUUGUUCACAGAGAUCUGAAGGCGGAGAACCUUCUGCUGGACGCCGACGCCAACAUCAAGAUCGCCGACUUCGGCUUCAGCAACGAAUUCACGCUGGGCAACAAGCUGGACACGUUCUGUGGCUCGCCGCCCUACGCUGCCCCCGAGCUCUUCCAGGGCAAGAAGUACGACGGGCCCGAGGUGGACGUCUGGAGCCUGGGAGUGAUUCUCUACACGCUGGUCAGCGGCUCGCUGCCGUUUGAUGGACAAAACCUGAAGGAGCUUAGGGAGCGCGUGCUGAGGGGAAAGUACCGCGUCCCCUUCUACAUGUCCACAGACUGUGAGGGGAUCCUCCGCAGGUUCCUGGUGCUCAACCCCUCCAAACGCUGCACCCUUGAGCAAGUGAUGAAGGAUAAGUGGAUCAACGCAGGAUACGAGGGGGAGGAUCUGAAGCCCCACAUAGAACCUGUGGAGGACUUCAGCGAUCCAGCUCGUAUAGAGGUGAUGGUGGGGAUGGGCUUCACUUCAGAGGAAAUCAAGGACGCUCUGCUCAAUCAGAAGUACAACGAAGUCACAGCCACAUACUUACUGCUGGGCCGCAAAGGAGACGAGGGCAGCGAGGCUCGCUCAGCUAGUAGCCUGUCCCUGGCGAGGGUCCGACCCAGCCCCAUCACCAACGGGACCAACAAGCACUCCUCCGCCACGGGCUCCUCGUCCUCCUCCACCUCCUCCUCUCAUAGCAAGACGCAGCGCAGUGCCUCCACCUACCACAGGCAGCGACGGCACAGCGACUUCUUCCUCCACAACAAAGGCGGGCCCUCCAUGCCCGUCAUGCACCCCAAGAGGAGCCCGACCAGCACAGGCGACCGGGAGCUGCGGGAGGGUCGGAUGCCUUCGCGUAAGGCCAGCUGCAGCGUGAUGGGGAGCCACAGCCUCCCCCCCUCCAGCCCCAUGGUCAGCAGUGCCAACAACCCCAACAAGUCCGAGAUCCCAGAUCGCCGCAAAGACAUGACUGCCACCACGAAUAACAUCCCUGGAAGCGCCAUGACGCGCAGGAAUACGUAUGUAUGCACAGACCGCUCAGGCGCUGACAGACACUCUCUCCUGCAGAACGGCAAAGACAACAGCUCUCUGGGUCACCGCAUACCUGCAGCGUCUCCCUCCACGCUCAGCAUCUCCGGGGCCGGAGCCGCCUCCUCCUCCUCCUCUUCAGACCGAUGCCGUCUGACCAGAGGAUCCACAAUCCGCAGCACCUUUCACGGGGGACAGCUGAGGGACCGCGGGGCCCCGGUCUACUCGGCCCCCCCUACUUCACCCACCCUGUCCCACCAUGAAGCCAGCCCUCUGCCCCACGCCCGCACCAGGGCCACCUCCAACCUCUUCGCCAAGCUGACCUCCAAACUCACUCGCAGGGUCACAAAUGAAUCUGAGGGAAUCAGGAGAUUUGCGGUCACAAGUUGCCAUCUACCUGGGAAUCAAAAAGCGUCCGAGCCCCGGGCCGUCGGACGUGGCUGGGAUCUGAGAAGCGGUGGGCGGCGGGACCCUGCGGAGGUGGUUCUGGCUCUGCGGGAGGCGGCGCUCGGAUGCGGCUGCCAGGUCCACCUUGCCGGCCCCUUUCUGCUGUCCUGCACCCACGGCGUGGCGGGGGGCCGCGUGGCUUUCGAGGCCGAGGUGUGCCAUCUUUCAACAGGCUCCUCCGAGACUUCUAACGGGGUGCGCUACACGAGACUCUGGGGGGCGCCGCUAGCUUUUCGGGACAUUGCCACCCAAAUCUCUAAAGACCUUGAACUCUGAAGCGGAGGGGGUUGUUUGCGUACACAGUGUGUGUUUUUGUGUGAGUGAGUGUUGAUGUGUGUGCAAAGGGAGGGGGGUGGAAACAAUCCAAGAAAAAAAAAAUAUAUAUAUAUAUCGGAGAAGGGGCGAGGGGCUGGACCCGAGUGAAAAGACUUCUCCUUCUGUCUCUUUCAUGACUUACCCCCCUCCCCCACACACACACAAACACACACAAACACACACAGAUCUGACCCAUAAGUCACACAGACUGAAGCACCCCCCUCCACCCAAAUCACCCCACCCAGCUCAGCCAACUUCUUCACUGAGCGUCUGCACCCACUGGACCUGGAUCAGACAGAAUCUAGUUGAAUAUUUUUUAUUGCUACUCUAGCCAUAAUGACUCUUUAUUUUGUUAUUUAUUGCUCCGAUCAUCGUUUUCACCCACUGUCACCUUCACAGCGACAGAAAAAACACCAUCUCUUUGUGUAUCAGCCCCCUUUUUCAAACUGUUCUUUUUAUAUGUCACCUUUGCGCAAAACCGUUCAUUUUAUUCCCCUUUUUACGGAUGACCUGAAUAUCUGCUGACUCUUCAUCACCUGGGGACAAUCACAUGCACACUAACGCGGGGAUGGUGCGACUCAGUGAUCAGAUACAGCAGCCGCAGAGAGUUGCAUUGCUUUGAUUCCUGUACAUACAGCAGAGACGACUGCACUGGAUUAAGGUCAGUGUGAGCAGCGUUGACAGGGCUCAGAAGCAGCCAAUCAGAGGCAGACCUGGAGUUAAAAUCAGUGAAAUCUUCCGCUUUGUGAGCUAAUAGAGUAGUCACCUCUCAGACUUCAGUUUACCUGCAUGACACGAGCAGGAAUUAGAAAGUACCUCUGAUGCAGUACUUUCAUAUUCCGUCUAUAAGAAAUGGAUGUAGCCAUGGUGACACAAACUAUUCAUGUGUGACGACCACUCUGAAGCCUUAUAUUUGGCAUCUUGGCUCUUUGCCAUCUUGUUGUUCUUGGCCAGAAUUGACCAUGUUGCUGGGUUAUCAGCUAAUGCUAGCACUUUCUUGGUUAGCAAGGUGCAUCCUUAAAUCCCAGUAACUGUCAUGCAACUUGGAUGCUAAUGACAGCUAGUGGAAAAAAUGGCUUUAUGCUAAAUGUGCGAACCAAAAAAAGAUGGCUACUAAAAAUACAAUAAAACACGAAACAAGACGCCACCGAGGUAGCUUCACCCUUAAGCAUGCUCUUCUUUAUUUACUCAAUUGGACCAUUGUUUACAAAAUGAACAUUGAGCUGUUCUGGAGAAGAUUUGAACUUUGUGAUUGAGACCAGAAUCUGAUAAGGAAAAUGUUUACAGUCUCGUAGACCCAAUCGAAUCAAACUCCUCGCCCCCUCCUGGCCAUUAGAAAUAAUGCAGGCUCUACUGAGACUGGCUUUUAUUUUUAGAUUUAGGCCUAUGGAAUAUAGUUUUUUCUUUCAGGCUCUCUUAAAGAAUAAAUAAUAAGGCCUGAAAGGAUUACAUGCACACACCCUGCACUCUGAUUGGCUGGGGUCAGCGUCUGUCAGCGCUGGUCAUUGUCGUUAAAGAUUUUCCAAGUAUUUUGGAUCUUUGAACCCCCACCCCAUCCCCCCACUUCUAUAUCUCUCAUCCAAACAAUGUACUGAAGACAAGAUCAGUUAAAAAAGUCGUUCUUACUCCAAGUUCUCUUAAAACAGAUUUACUGUGAAGCCGUGUUGCACAGGAUCAUAAACCUGGGGAUCUGAUGAAGUUUAAAAACUGACCUACCAAGUUGGACUUUUGUGCUGCACAAUUCACAAGAAUUGACUUUUGUUGUCGUCCUGGCCAGAUAACGAGUCAGUCUUAAGGUCAAAGGUCAAAGGUCAAAUCCUCUUUCUGAUUUUGCUUUUAAUUGGCUACCAUAAAAUAAAUAAUUUCAGUGAUUUGUACAGAAGCCCUAAGAGGACAGGCAUCCACGUUUUCUCGAGAUCUUGACUCUUUCAUGCCGUUGUCUCUGAAUAACAAAACAGGUUUUCCAUUAAUAGCGAGUUCAUUACAGUCGUUUUCUCCAAAUCUCAAAAACAAACAUUGAUAAGAUAAGAAUAGUAAAGUAAAAAAUAGUCAAAUAAAAUGGAUGGAUGCAUUUCCGCUUAGGGCAAAAUCUUGUCUCAGUGUUUUGUAGCAAGAUGUCAAACAGUUCUGUUUUACCUGCACAGUCCUGAAAUCUUUACUGGGACAGAGGAUGUUAAAAAAAUGUUCAAGAAAACAAUGUCAUCUUGCACUAAAGAAAACAAAAGAUGUCUGCAGAGGACUAACAUUGAGCAGGACUGUUUAGUUUAUUCUUGCAUACUGUGUGAUGGAAUUAUAACCAACAAAAUUUACCAUCCUGUUAGAUUUGCAUGGAGAUUAGAUUACAGACGACCUCCUCAUUUAUUUAAAAUGACUUGAGGUGCCCAGGUGAUUCUUGUCCUGUGCACAUACGGCUCAUGUCGGCUUUAUUUUCAGUGCAAUGCAAUUCUUUGGUUAUCUUUUCUGUGCCAUGCUAUCUCACCUCAGCCGUCAUCUCAGCAGAUCAGACAAACAGGGAAACAAACCUCUCAGAUUGCACUCUUACCUUCACACACACACACACACACACACACACACACACACACACACACACACACACACUCACACUCACUUCCAAAUGUCCACCCUGUCCUUAUCUGUGGGGAGUUGGGGAGGUGUUCUGACUCUGGAAAAGGCCAGAUGAAGGCAGUGUGCAUAGUGUUUUCUUUUUUGUUAGUCCAGUUGCCUUUAAAGUGAACGACCCCCAGCGCCUUCAUUCAGAACAUGUUUCAUGUAUUCAAAAAAAGAGAGAGACGUAAGAAAAAGUGCAAAAGCUUUCUAUUCUCCCUCCCUGUUUUUAGUGAAUAACGUACUGUGAUAUUUACGUAGGCUACAGAGAUCAUGUUGUUUGGCUGCUGAUUUACUGUUAAUACUAUCUCUCAGUUGUGGCUUUGCUCAUGGUGACCCAAAAACACCCCCCCCCCAUUUCCUUCCCCACCCAUCCCUUCAUUAACAGGAACCUUAGCUGUCCACCACCUUCGUAUGCUACACCCACUUUUUUCUAUCGUCACAAUGAGCGUUUCCUCGGCUCCUCGUUUAAGACCCCUGUUUUCUCACAGGGAGACACUCAGCCAUCGUCCACUCUCUCACAUUGUAGACCCCAUGUUUCACAUCUUCUCGCUCCUUUUUGGUUUGUGCUGUUUCAUGGAGCAGACACCAACAUGGACGCCAGGAGUCUGUCCUCGUCCUCCCCCCCUGGACGUUUCUCAUUGUGGUGUAUAUUAGCAUUAGGUAAUAUAGACCUCAAUGCACUUUGCUUUGACUUGAAUCAGCUCCUUCCAGUGUACCUGUACAGGUAAUACCCAGAACUAGCCACUGGAGGGCGCCAAUGUCUUAAAUGUGAAACACUUCAAUUUGUGGAUAUUUGCACAGGUACUUUAUUUAUUUUUUAGAAUAAUAUCAUUUAAAAAACAGGAUUUAUAUCAGUCAGUUGAUGGCUGUAUAUAAAAUAUAUGAAUAUAGUAUAUAUCUUAGAGCUCAAGGUUUAUUUAUAGCUAGAGCAAGGGAAGUACUUCUAGUUUAAAAGCAGUUUCUGUCAGUGACAAUGGGGAACAAAACCAACCUGCAAUCCUGCAUGACUUCAGAGUUUGGGGUUUUAGGAGAAAAAAAAGAAUAAGAAACAUGAUGCACACCCAGGAUUGGAAGUUUCAUGAAAUACAGUUUUUAGACAUGAAUUAAAACAAAGAAUUUGGUCAAAUGUAGCACCAGGUUCUUUCCCCUCUCACAGAAACAAACAGGUGAAACACACAGUGGCUCCAGGAUUGCUUUGGUACGCUAAAAAGGGCUCCUGAAGUUCCUUCAAGUAUUUAAAAAAAAAAUGCCAUGAAAUGACCCACAACGUACAGUGUGUAAGAAGAAUUGUUCAGUUUUAACGUCCUGUGAGGACACUUAUUGAGAAUAAAUUGUGUUGUUUGGUUCUUUAUUAACUUGAAUUCACUCUAAUAAGUCCCUGUUCAUGUUGGAAACCCUGGGUUGCAUUCAAGCCAUAGAAACGUUUUGUCACUGACUUCUGAUCGAAGAUAUGAAUCAGGUUGUUUGCAAACACGGGCUUCAAAGCUAAUAAGUUAGUGUGCGACAACUCACUCUUAGUAUACGACGGAUAACAUUGUCUUAAGGUGGAAUCUACUGUGAAAAAUUCUUGAGAAGAGUUGUGUUGAGUACCUGAGUGUGUUACUGGUCUGCUUUAGAUGGUGGAUGGUUCAGUGUUAGGAGCCCAGAGGGCACAGUAUUUAACAAACACUGUCGGCUCUGGAAACAGUCGAUGUUGUUAAGGAGACCGAAGAACACACACAGUUUGACCUGUAUGAGUAAUUUUACAUCCUCGACUGUUGAAUUCCUCCCCUCAGAAACAAACUGUAACCUGAGACGGAGAGGUUGUGGUAUAUAAGGAGAACAUGGAGCUGAAGAUUAAUAAAAUUCACUGAUGUUGGCAUUUU
Molecule: messenger RNA, 7772 nt
Organism: Labrus bergylta (ballan wrasse)
Lineage: Eukaryota; Metazoa; Chordata; Actinopteri; Labriformes; Labridae
Source: RefSeq, a predicted model, not a curated record